This is a messenger RNA of Bacidia gigantensis, 1215 nucleotides long. RefSeq lists its product as uncharacterized. Gene Ontology annotation, cellular component: membrane. Gene Ontology annotation, biological process: transmembrane transport. NCBI's taxonomy places the organism in Eukaryota, Fungi, Ascomycota, Lecanoromycetes, Lecanorales, Ramalinaceae. Bases 1 to 1215 code for a protein of 404 amino acids. Gene Ontology annotation, molecular function: transmembrane transporter activity. The record is from RefSeq and is a predicted model, not a curated record. The transcript has a single exon.
AUGGCGCUCAACGGUGGCAAAAGCACCGCGAUUGACCAUUCGAACCCGGUUGGGGUAGCUGAUAAAACAUCAAGCGAGCAUUCAGCUCCUGGCGUUGUUGCCGCGAGUGACAUGAAACCGUCACCCGGUAGACCGGCUCCCGAACCUGCUCUGGAAGAGACUCAUCAGAGAUGGUUUGCGUACUUGCGGACUCGUAACUUCUGGAUUGUGCUUGGGCUUGGUCAAGUCCUUGCGCUUUGCAUCACGGGCACAAACACGUUCAGCAGUCUGCUAGCUGAGCAGCCAUUCUCAAUCCCUGCCUUCCAGACCUUCUGGAACUAUGUGCUAUUGAACGUGAUCUACUCGUCCUACACCGUCUACAAAUAUGGCUUUGGAGAUUACUUCCGCAUCGUUCUGAUGCAAAAUGGGUGGAAAUACUUAAUCUUGUCCUUCCUUGAUGUCGAGGGCAACUAUUUCACCGUCCUAGCCUACCGCUACACUACGAUUCUCAGUGCCCAACUCAUCAACUUCUGGGCUAUCGUCAUUGUGGUCAUUGUCUCCUUCGUAUUACUGCGGGUGCGGUAUCAUUGGACGCAGAUAGUCGGCAUCCUGAUCUGUAUUGGCGGGGUGGGCAUCCUUUUCGGCUCAGACCAUGUUACACAAGGAAGCACCACUGGAGGUAUCAGCAGAGGCAACCAACUCAAAGGCGAUCUCUUCGCUCUAGCCGGCGCCACGUUCUAUGGAUUGAGUAACGUGACAGAAGAAUUCCUGGUAAGCAAGCGUCCUCUGUAUGAAGUUGUUGGACAGCUUGGAUUCUGGGGCAUGCUCAUUAGUGGCACACAAACGGGAAUAUUCGAUCGUGACGGCUUCCAUACUGCCAAUUGGCACGAUGGAAAAGUUGGAGGCUAUCUUGUUGGGUACACUCUUUGCCUCACAAUCUUCUACUCUGGUGCGCCAUUAAUGUUCCGACUCGCAUCCGCUGCAUUUUUCAACAUCUCCCUCCUCACAGGCAACUUCUGGGGCGUGUGCAUCGGGGUGAAAGUCUUUCACCUGGACAUUCACUGGAUGUACCCAAUUGCUUUCGUGUGCAUCAUUGGUGGCCUGAUCGUGUACUUCGUCGGCAAGAAGGCAUUGGGUGAGGCACGCAAACCAUGGUUGGGGGCGAACCAGGAAGAGGGCGUUAGUGGGAUUGGCACUGCCAGGCGCAGAUUUGAACGCCCAGACGCAAUUGUUUGA